This is a messenger RNA of Gallus gallus (chicken), 1430 nucleotides long. RefSeq names its product mitochondrial transcription termination factor 3 (gene MTERF3). Bases 156 to 1373 code for a protein of 405 amino acids. The record is from RefSeq and is marked provisional. The transcript has 7 exons. Gene Ontology annotation, molecular function: double-stranded DNA binding. Gene Ontology annotation, biological process: regulation of DNA-templated transcription; mitochondrial ribosome assembly. Lineage: Eukaryota; Metazoa; Chordata; Aves; Galliformes; Phasianidae. Gene Ontology annotation, cellular component: mitochondrion.
CAGUCGCCCCGCUACGCGCAGGGGUUGCUGGGCUGUGGAGGCCGGCGUGAAUUGAGAACGGGGCCCUGAUGCUACCUCGUGGGUGAGGUGAGCGCGGCGUCCGCCUUCCUCCCUCCGUCUUUUUUGCUCCACGGAGCGCCGCGCGGAGGCGGCGGAUGGCCGUGUGGGCGCGGCAGGUCGCCCGCUGCGGCUGGCUGAGGGCCGCCGGCUUGCUGGGCCUGAGGAGCCGCAGCGGCGCCGCGCGGGCGUGCUGUGGGGCGGCCCCGCUGCCUGCGCUGCUAUCUGGGCACAGGCUUCCUCCGUGGAGGCUGCGCGUAUCAGUAGAUUGUGCUCAGCCCUCCCGUGCCAAAGGCGAGGCCUGUGCUCCCAGAAGCAGCCUGCCUGUAGCAGUAAAGCAGGAGCAGGCGGCACCAGAGACAGUCUCUGACCUGAGCGCAGCCAAACUAUAUGAAGACUGGGACGAUGUUCCACCUUCAUCUGCUUUGGAGGAGAUUUCCGAGGAAGAAGCUGUGAAGAUCAUUGCAGAUCCACUUCUUCCCCCUCAGUCUUCCACUCUUCGAGAUUAUGUUGAUCACUCAGAAACCCUGACCAAACUUGUCCAUCUAGGAGUUGACUUAUCUCAAGUGGAGAAACGUCAAAAGGCAGGUCAACUCUUACUGACCUUGGACUUUGAAAAAGAUAUAACUAAAAUACUUCUGUUUCUGAAGGAUGUGGGUAUAGAAGACAAUCAACUGGGACCGUUCCUGACCAAAAAUCCAUACAUCCUUGGUGAAGAGCUGGAAGCUCUAGAAACCAGAGUGGCUUACCUAAAAUCAAAAAAAUUCGGUAAUGCAGAAAUUACUCAGAUGGUCUCAAGAGCUCCAUAUUUGCUGUUGUUUUCAGUGGAAAGACUGGAUAACAGACUGGGUUUCUUCAAAAAUGAACUCGGCCUCAGUGUAAAAAAGACAAAGGAUCUGGUAAUUCGUUUUCCAAGGCUGCUGACUGGCAAAUUAGAGCCUGUAAAAGAGAAUCUCCAGGUUUGUCAGGUUGAAUUUGGUUUUGAACGUAAUGAAGUUCAGCAGAUUGCAUUUAAAACCCCCAAGAUUUUAACUGCAAGUAAAAAGAGACUCAGACAGACAUUUGACUACCUGCACAACAUAAUGGGCAUUCCCCACAACAUGCUUACUCGCUUUCCUCAGGUUUUCAACUCAAAGCUAUUACGAAUCAAAGAGAGACAUAUGUUUCUUAUAUUCUUGGGAAGAGCCCAGUAUGACCCAACAAAACCCAGCUACAUCUCUCUGGACCAGCUCGUGUCCUUACCUGAUGAGGUGUUUUGUACAGAGAUUGCCAAAGCCUCUAUGCAGGACUUUGAAAAAUUCUUAAAAACCAUUUAAUUAUUUACACAUGUAGAAAGGAAUAAAAUAAAGUUAUGAAAUAAAUUUUUUUUAAAA